UAUUUCUAUCAGUAUCAAAUUAUACGACACAUGAGAACGUUAUUUUCGCUUUGUUAUAGGAAUAAAAUUUAUUUAAAACUCAAAUACUUUUUGUAUCUAACCCUAAGAGUUGAUACAUUACAAGUGGCGACGAGGAUAUUUUUAGUGAACCUUGAUAAACAUUGUAUUCGUGGAAUAAUCAAGAAUUUACCAUACGACGAAAAAUAUGGCGGCGGAUCACGUGGGACAUUUACGUGAAUUCGAUCCCGAAAAUUCAGAAUGGUCGAUUUUCAAGAAGAGAUUACAAUCUUAUUUUGUGGCAAAUCAAAUUGAGGACGAAAAUCGUAAAAGUGCUAUACUUUUGAACAUUCUGAGUGAAGAUGCUUACAGAUUAUUAUAUAACCUGUGUAUUCCGGAUGAACCAGAAUCAAAAACCUACAAGGACCUAGCCGAACGGCUCACCGAAUACUACAAACCGAGUGGCAGUAUUUUUGGUGCAAGAUUUAAAUUUUAUAACGCAAGGAAAUCUCAAAACGAAUCACCCAAAGAAUGGGCCGCACGAUUAAAAAGUUUAGCUGCUCCAUGUCAGUUCGAAUUGGACGAAAUGAAGGUGUUAUUGAGGGACAUAUUCAUUGUGGCUUAUAAUAAAGGUCCAGUGCAAGAUAGGUUGAUGGAGGAAAAGAAAACUCUAACUUUCGAAGAAGCGGUGGAAGUAGCUUCUAUAAAAUCAGUGGUUCAACCAACUUCUUCGAGUUCCAGUUUCGAAAAUUUCCUGAAGAAAGAGACGGAAUUACAUUUUUCUUCUUCUAAACGCAGACAGAAUCCGGCAGACAAGGGACGCACGCAUGGUUUUUCCGCUGAGGGCGCAGCAGGAACAAGAACAUUUUCGUCACAGCGAGGCAGGAUAGAGACGGAGUCACAGCAGGAUUCUCACUCUGAAAAAUCUCCAAAAUGCACCGUCUGUGGUCGACGAAAUCACGCAUCAGGGAUUGUUUCGUUAUACAAGAGCUCCAUUUGGAAUAGCUUGUGUUCCGGCUAAAUUCCAGAAAAUGAUGGAAUCUUUGCUCAGUGGAAUUCCUGGUGUUGUAAUUUUUCAAGAUGACUUAUUGAU
Molecule: messenger RNA, 1090 nt
Organism: Coccinella septempunctata (seven-spotted ladybird)
Lineage: Eukaryota; Metazoa; Arthropoda; Insecta; Coleoptera; Coccinellidae
Exons: 2
Coding region: 206-1018 (270 amino acids)
Source: RefSeq, a predicted model, not a curated record